GUUGCUAAUGAGCUCUCCUUCCCUCUUCCCAUGAAAGACAAGCCAGACCCCGAGUACCCGCAUGGAUGGGGCUGAAGUCCCAGAAACUUCAUAAUAAGUUGCCAAUGGCUACCAGCCAAGGUCAGCCGGCCCCCGCUCGUGCCGGUCCCCACCAAGGCAGAGCCCAAUAAGCUGCUCCCCAGUUAACACCUCCGUCGCUUUUUUAUGUUCCAGUCCAGCCACACAAUCGUUGUCACUUUCAACUCACAUGAAAAGAAAUCUCUUUUAUGGGUCUGAGAUGCCAAGUCCAGUCCCGUAGAGGGACCAGGUUUCCAGCUCACCCGUCCACCUCCUGAUUUCAUUUCAUCUUUACAACACAGGCCGGAGGGUUGUUUUGCGGGAGUGGUGAGCCCAUCACACAUGAAGGGCCCUUUAAAGACCAGGACUGGCUGGAAGGACAGAAAUUAAAGGCACUCUGAUCCGGCCCCAUGCCAGCUCCCCGCGGAUUGCCUCCCGAUCCCAUUUCCAUCCACUGUCACAACCGGAGAGUCUGCCUGAGUUGAUCAGGUUCCCCUGCGGGAGAGGGGGAAUGCCAAGGUCAGGAGGACUCCGAGUGAUGGGCCACUGUUUGAUCUGCCCAUCAGCAGUCUGAGAAACGCUGGCUCCGAGGUUUCCUCCCGGCCUUUGGGGAAAAGCAAGUUCCUCGCUGCUCCCCGGCAGCGCCGUUCCCUGGGACCUCCGCCUCCACCGCCUGGCAGAUGCGGCCUGUCCAUGCUGAGGCCUCGAGCCCCGCCUGACCCAGCCGCCGCCUCUCCAGGGCCCCUCUGGGCCGCACCCCCCGGACUGCACAGCCAUGCUGGGCCUGCUGGCUCUCCUCCUGCACUGCCUCCCGCUGGCCGCCGGGGACUAUGACAUCUGCAAAUCCUGGGUGACCUCGGAUGAGGGCCCCACCUGGGAGUUCUACGCCUGCCAGCCCAAGGUGAUGCGCCUGAAGGACUAUGUCAAGGUGAAGGUGGAGCCCAAGGGCAUCACAUGCGGAGACCCCCCUGAAAGAUUCUGCUCCCACGAGAACCCCUACCUGUGCAGCAACGAGUGUGACGCCUCCAACCCGGACCUGGCCCACCCGCCGCGGCUCAUGUUCGACCAGGAGGACGAGGGGCUGGCCACGUACUGGCAGAGCGUCACGUGGAGCCGCUACCCGAGCCCGCUGGAGGCCAACAUCACGCUGUCGUGGAACAAGAGCGUGGAGCUGACGGACGACGUGGUGGUGACCUUCGAGUACGGCCGGCCCACCGCCAUGGUCCUGGAGAAGUCCCUGGACAACGGGCGCUCCUGGCAGCCCUGGCAGUUCUACGCGGAGGACUGCAUGGAGGCCUUCGGCAUGCCCGCCCGCCGGGCCCGCGACCUGGCGGCCUCGGGCGCGCACCGCGUGCUGUGCACCGAGCAGUACUCGCGCUGGGCCGGCGCCCAGAAGGAGAAGCACGUGCGCUUCGAGGUGCGGGACCGCUUCGCCAUCUUCGCCGGCCCCGACCUGCGCAACAUGGACAACCUCUACGCGCGGCUGGAGAGCGCCAAGGGCCUCAAGGACUUCUUCACCCUCACCGACCUGCGCCUGCGGCUGCUGCGCCCGGCGCUGGGCGGCACCUACGUGCAGCGCGAGAACCUCUACAAGUACUUCUACGCCAUCUCCAACGUCGAGGUCAUCGGCAGGUGAGA
Myotis lucifugus (little brown bat) is the source of this 1695-nucleotide messenger RNA. RefSeq names its product netrin G2 (gene NTNG2). The record is from RefSeq and is a predicted model, not a curated record. The transcript has 2 exons. The coding region runs from base 833 to 1693 and encodes 286 amino acids. NCBI's taxonomy places the organism in Eukaryota, Metazoa, Chordata, Mammalia, Chiroptera, Vespertilionidae.